UAGGGUUGGAACAACUUUAUAAACCUCAGUAUGUUAAAGUUCUUGCUGUCAAUACAAAUUUUACUCUGAUGUGGGACUGGAAUAAUCAGAUCAACUAUGGUGCUAAAUUUACAGCUGAAUACAUGAGUGGGCACAUGUUGUCUUGGCAGGCAGUACCUGGAUGUGAGCAUGUUAUGGUAACCAAAUGUAACUUACCUGUGGAGAUAUUUGACAUCUUCGAGGAAUAUUCUAUAAGAGUAAAGGCUGACAAUGGGAGCAGAGUUUCAUUUUCACAGAGCAUCUCAUUUGCCCCACUUCUUAAUUCUGUAGUUGGUCCUCCACCAGUAAUUGUAACAGCAAAGAGCAGUAUUAUAGAAAUCUUUAUCGCUGAUCCUGAAGAAGGGAAUGCUAAAAGGAUUUGGGAUCCUCUAGACUAUUUUUAUAUAGUUGAGUACUGGACAAAGAAUUGUGAACAGAAGAGACAAUUAUCUUCAAAGGUGCCAAAUAUAACCUUGUACGACCUAGAACCAAAGACUCAAUACUGUUUGAGAGCCAAAGUCUGUAAUACACGUUGCAGCAGAAAUGAAUACUUCAGCCCUGAUUACUGCCUGCUGACCACAGACAGAGCUCCAGGAGAAAUUCCUUACCCAACGAAUCUACAGAUGACCGGUAUCAACACAAACUUUACUGUCACAUGGGACUAUGAUAACAGAAGUGCAGAUAACAUCACCUUCACUGUACAGUAUAUAUUAGGACAUGACAGAGUUUAUACGAAUGCAAAGAAACUGCAGAAAUGGAGAACCAUUGAGGCAUGCAGAAAUCUUACGGAAACAGAAUGCAACUUCUGCUGGGUCAGGGAAAUCUUCAUGGGCAUUUAUUACCUACGUGUAACAGCUAUUAAGAAAGGGGUAGAACCAUCAUAUUCUAAGGUCCUGGAGUUUACUCCAGAUAAACACACUAGACUCGGUGCGCCGUCUGCAGUUGUGGUACGCUCCAGAGAUGGCUUACUUGAUAUCCAAAUCACUGAACCCAGAAAUCAUGAAAACAAGUCCAUGACUGAGUUCCUGAGUGGUCCGUACAAGUACUACAUUGUCUUCUGGAAAGAGGGUUCCAGUGUAAAUAAAAGUGAAAUAACGGAACAGACAAAAUGGGCGAUCACUGAUUUAGAGCCAUGGACUUCCUACUGUAUGAAAGUUCAAGCAGUUGAUGUCUACAACAAAAAAGGCCUCUUCAGUUCAGUGCAGUGUGUGAAAACAACAGAUAAUGGUUAUCCAUCAGUUUGGAAGAUCCUGUUGUAUCUUGGGAUUUCUGCAGUAUCAAGCUUUGUGGUGAUUAUGGUCAGCAUUCUCUUUUUCUAUUACUUGUACAAGAUGAUCAGAUACACCUUCUUCCCAUCUUCUAAGCUGCCAACAAGCAUAGAGGAGUGCUUUAUGGACCAUUCCAAGAGGAAACAGUUCCUUAUUCUUCAGACAAAGGCCGAACAGUGUUGUGAGACGGUUAGCAUUACUGUGGCAGAGUCUGAAGAAAAGACUGAUACUAGCAAAGACAAAGCAGAGCCUAUAAGUACACAGGCUAAUAGGGAUUCCGGAAAUUACUCUAGUGAAGGUUAAGCCUCUGGAAGUGAUAAAAUGAGGAGUCAGGUUAACAGCGAAGUGGUACCAAUCUGCUUUUGUUUAAAAACUGCUAAAAGUGAAGGGAGCUGUGAAUGACUGCAUUGCAUGAUUGCAGGUGCAUUCCUAAUCUUGGCACUGCAGUCGUCUUUCUUUGAGUGGAGUAAAUCUAAUCUGUACAUUUCAUAAGGGGAUUUGCUCCUGCACAGGAAGAGAGCAGGUGCUUUCAGGUGUGCAUAUCCCAUGUGUGACAGCUUCCAGACUGAUUUGAGAUGCACUGCAGCAAGUUGUAGUUGCAGUAUUGACUGACUUUGGAACUCUUCUCCACGAAGAAUCAAGAUUCAUCAGUUAGAAAGACUUUUUUUCCCCAAAGGUGGAAAUUUUGAACUGAACUUGCUUUUAAAUCCUGUGUUUCUUAUGAACUGUGUUUAAUGGCCAUGAUUGGGACUUAACCACAUUAGCAUUUGUUUUACUUAUUUAUAUCUUGCACACAAAUAGUAGUUUUUCAACCACUAAAUAUAUUACAAACUUGUAUUUUGCUUGUAUAGCUGUAUCAGCUUUUAGCAAUACUGGUAUUUAAUAAUGGCAUAAUUUUUUGUAUAGAUGGUCUGUGCUUCACUUAGAAAAAGAGCCUGAUGAUCAAGCAUUAUUCUGAAGCUGAUUUAAUUGAAAGCCUAGCAUUCAGAAGUUCACAGGAGUGUUUUAAAGUUGGUUGGUUUCUUACAAGCACCUGAUGUUUCAAUGAACUGUGCGAAAGCAGCCCCUGUGAGGGGGAACUAAAACUGUAUCUGCAAAUGUCAAUGCCUGUGUGAUUAACAUAAUUGUAUUAGCUUGCCAUUUAUCUUGCCAUAAUGGAAACAGAAGCAUGUUUACAUAUACAUUUACUGAACUCUGAAGGUGUUUCAGUACAGCAGCAUCCUGUGAUUGAAUUGUAGGUCUACAGCAUAGUAGGGCAGUUUGUAGUGUAGUAGUUGCAAGAGUCCCAGAUCCAAGUCCUACAAGAGUAGUGCCUUUUUGUUCCUAAGCAAGGUGCAUAAACAUUACCUACGUUUUUCAAUCCCUCCAUAAUGUUGGUGACAGUAAACAUGUAAGUAAAGCAGGGCAUUGUAUUUAAGUUAAAUGUGAUUAGGGUUAAACUAAAUACUUGCCUCUGUCAGUAACAUGAUGUAAUGAAUUGUGUAGCUGACUUCAGCACUGAGGAGUAACUGACUUUGUAACCACUAAAUGUUGGCUAGUCCAACACAGCUUGAAAUGGCAAGCCAGAUGUGGCCCAGGGGAAUGGAACCUUGACUUGUGGCCCAGGAGAGUAGAGGCCAGAUGGAUGACAUGGGCGAUGAGAAGUGAGCUUGUGAAGAAGUGGGUAGGAGAAGGUAUGGCGUUUUGCCAACUCUUCCAACCUUGACUGAAGAAAAGGGAUUUCCUUCUAGGGCAAUGGCCCAUAGUGAAGGCCUGGUGCUCCAUCUUGGCUGCAGCUGUUGAGGAGCUCACCAGGCAGUCAUACACAGACUAAUGAUCCACAUCCAUGUCAUUGUAUGCUGGGUUUAGGGUAGCUGUGUGGAUAGGGUGUAGCAAAAUUCAGGCUGCCCAUAGAUGAUGGGUCACUUUGGCUGUCACCCCAGCUGCUAAUAUGCUUAUGGUCAGCCAGUGAGUGAAACAAAUGAAUAAGCAAGAAAGGGCCUUGAUAAGCAGGGCAAAGAGGGGAGAAAGGAAAAGCAUUAAAAAAAAACUAGAGCUGCAGAUGAUGCUUUGUGUUUAGUUUCAGCAGUAUAAACUAAGCACCAUGGAUGACUAGUGGAGAGAUCGUUUCACUUCAGUACAGCACAUCAUCAUCAUUGUCUUUUGCACCUCACAGAGGCUGUAGUAAAACAUUUUUGUAGUCAUUCAUAAUACUGCUGUUACAACCAUUCUUAACCAUUUAACUAAAGCAGCUAGUAUUUUAGAGGCAUGAUGACCAAGUAUUAAUUGUGAUAACUGACAUUAGUUGUGCAUCUAUUUUUUUUCAGUCAUAGGUUCAUAGGUAAAUACUACACUAGCUUCCCUUGCCAGCCAUUUCAAAUGCAUUCAUAACUUUAAAUUUAUGUGCAGACUCUAAACUGUGGCAUUUCUGUGAAUUUGUGUUUUACACUGAGUUUUUAUAUAAAGCAAAAUGUCAUAAUUUUA
Molecule: messenger RNA, 3749 nt
Organism: Protopterus annectens (West African lungfish)
Lineage: Eukaryota; Metazoa; Chordata; Ceratodontiformes; Protopteridae
Product: interferon alpha/beta receptor 1-like
Exons: 10
Coding region: 69-1589 (506 amino acids)
Molecular function (GO): protein binding
Source: RefSeq, a predicted model, not a curated record